GGCGGGGGCCGGGCGGCGGGGAGGCGGCCGAGGCGCGGGGACGGCGCCGGGAGGCGGGAGCAGUCCCGCUGCAGCUGCGGCCGCGCAAGGAGGCGGUCUGGGCUCGGCUCCGCGGGGCCCCAGGCGCGGCCAGCGACGGGUCCCUACCUACGCAGACUUCGCGUCAACGAAUAAGCUGAGUACGCUCAACGAGAAGAGAAGCAGAGACAAAGUCAUCAUGGCUUCGGUGUCUACUCAUGGAAAUCAAGAUAAAGGCCCCCAUUUGCCACCACCAAGCAAGCAGGAGGCAACUGGGUCUCAAGGACACCAGGCAGGCAAAGGGAGUGAGGAGCAUUGCGGGCAGGAUGAGCCGCGUGGACGGAAGCUGGGGAGUCUAUUAUUUUGUCCAAAAUCAAAACUGCACAUCCACAGAGGAGAGAUUUCAAAGAUUAUCCGAGAGUGUCAAGAAGAAAGCUUCUGGAAGAGAGCUCUGCCUUUUUCUCUUGUGAGCAUGCUCGCCACCCAAGGACUAGUCCACCACGGUUAUUUAGCAUCUAAUCCAAGAUUUGGAUCAUUGCCCAAAGUUGCACUUGCGGGUAUCUUGGGAUUUGCCCUUGGAAAGGCAUCAUACAUACGAGUGUGCCAGAGUAAAUUCCAUUCCGUCGAAGAUCAGCUCCGUGGGGCUGGUUUUGGUCCAGGGCAUAACAGGCACUGCCUGCUUACCUGUGAGGAGUGCAAAAUCAAGCACGGAUUACAUGAGAAGGGAAGCUCUCAGCCUUCAGCUUCUUAAACUUGUCUCUAUGGCUUUGGAAGUUCCUUAAACCUCUCUCUGAAUUUGUACACAUUUAGAGUUUCAAGUGUACUUUAAAAUAACAUAUGUAUAGUGGAACAGAAACAUUGUGCUUCUCUCUUUUUGACAUGCUUUCUGGGGAAGAUUCUCAAUUGAAGUGAGCAGUAUAUGUUUGCGAUUUGAGAACUUGUCGGGGGCAUUCACACACCAAAAAAGAAAUUACAUUGCAUUCCUUAACUUGAUUACAGCUGAGUAAAAGCGCUUCAAGUCUUCGCUGA
Messenger RNA from Herpailurus yagouaroundi (jaguarundi), 1047 nucleotides. RefSeq names its product OCIA domain containing 2 (gene OCIAD2). The coding region runs from base 218 to 769 and encodes 183 amino acids. Lineage: Eukaryota; Metazoa; Chordata; Mammalia; Carnivora; Felidae. Gene Ontology annotation, cellular component: mitochondrial inner membrane. The transcript is spliced from 8 exons. The record is from RefSeq and is a predicted model, not a curated record.